AUGCUUCCGAGAAGAUUCGCAUAUAAAUCAAAAAUCGGAUGUUUCCUCUUUUCCGCCGUUUUUAUUCUCUUUUGCCUGCGCCCCAAUCCACGUAUUCACUACGCGAAGACUAUUCAAUUCGAGCAUAAACCCGGACAAAUUGGUAAUAAAUACAACCUUUCAGUACUUUGAAACAUUUUCUCCGUCAGGCGAUCAGCUGUUUUCCCUGUUCUCUCAGCUCGGCGUUUCCCGGACCAUCGACCGUAUUCCAGUCAUAAAUACCGUCAAUAACACUAGAGUCAUCAACCAGCUAAGCUCAGUUAUCAGCGUCCGAUUUCCGAUGAUUCUGCAGCAGUUCAUGAUUGUCAUUGAGCCGGUGAGCAUUUCACGUGGGCUCUAGCUACAGUAAUCUUUUCAGCAACAACAACCGAACGCCGAACUGGGCCUGGACACGUGGUGUUCGUUUGAAGAUCCACUCAAAAAGUUCUCCGAGUACACGACUCCGAACAUGGUCGUCCGGGGAAAUGGCUUCCGCAGCUACAAGUACUUCGACCAUCUGCGCCCAGAGAUCCGUCAGUGGAUGCUCGGCAACGCUGAAAAUGUCGAAGAAGCACGACAGUUACUCACGGAGUCACUCCGGGACACUUUCAAGUGAGGAUCACUCCAGUUCCAGCUCUUGAAAGUGAUGUUACAUUUCAGGAUCUGUGUGCACAUGGACACUAAAAAUGCGAGCAAAUCAAGCUCGCCCACGGAUUUCAAGUUUUCCGUCCGAGAGCUCAAUUGGCUGCUCAGGAAGUGUAAGCUCGAAGACGUUGAAGUCGGUUAGAAAUGGAUUUCAGAUCUGGCAGAGCACGAUCGUGUUAUGCUCGUGGCUUCGAGUGAGAAUCCGACAAUCAGCAGGAGAAUCUUCAAUUCUCGAAAAUUUGCAAGCUACACUUUUGAAAAGGUUCCCGUACUUCCGUCCUCGAGCCAAGUCCAAUACUCGUUUUCAGUUCUAUAUGGUCAAUACGCCUCCGGAAGUGCAGUUGACGUUCUCCCGAUUGUACUGUGACGUCGUGCUUCUUACCGUACCCACCUCGAGUUUUGGCUGGUGGAUGGGAUAUUUGGCGAAGGAGGAGAACAGUCCCGUCUACUUCACAGAUCCGGAGAAAGGGUCCGAUUGGGUGAGAAGGUGGCGAGACAUACGUGGCAAAGAAAUGGAUUUCAGAUGGCAAGAGAGAUCGACCCGAGAAACUAUUUCCAUCGGGAUGGAGGAAAAUGUGGUAACCAUGAUUUUGUUGAAUAAACGUUUUACUUUUGUGAUCACUUUGGACAGAAACUCAAAGAAUGACAGAUAAACUUCUCGUCUAUUUGAUCAUGAAGAGACAUCAGAAGUUUGAAGAUUCGAUCCUCGAUGUUAGUGUCAACGACGUGGCAGAAGGCUUCCAAGAAGUCGAACUGGGGGAGCACAUGACUGCACACUUUCUGGAAGACAUUGAUAUAGAUAAAAUUCAAAAAAGAAACGACAAACAUCGAUAG
Messenger RNA from Caenorhabditis sp. 36 PRJEB53466, 1497 nucleotides. NCBI's taxonomy places the organism in Eukaryota, Metazoa, Nematoda, Chromadorea, Rhabditida, Rhabditidae. The record is from the annotation of a GenBank genome assembly.